GAUUUCUAUUUAAAGAAUUGUGAUAUGAGAGCAUCAUGAUUAUGUCCGAAAUGUCUCAGUGUUUGCACGGUCUUCACCGUGAAUGGUAGUAAUUGAAAAAUCACAAAACUAUGAAACUCUUAUUUCUAUUUAUGGCAAGUUGUGCCUUUAUUCAGUUCUUUUCCGUACACGCGACAAAUGUGAACGAAUAUCUAUACGAAAAAUUACGGCAAUCUAAGAUAGAAUUUAUUAAAAUUCACAUUCAGGAAAUAUCGCCGGUACAGGAAAAAUCGUACAAAGUACAAUGGGAUAGAUCAUGGCGAAUACCUCUAACGAGCAAGCAUCGGCCAUUCGUGAUAAAUAUGUUCGAUGAGAUAUUUAUCCUCGAUGAUAAUCAUGUGAUGGUAUCUUUUCUUAAUAAGACCUCUUGGAAUGAAACCCACGAAGCGUUACGUCAGGUUGAUUCGAUCGAGGAACACUCCGCCAUUAAAUUUGUCAGGGACAUCGUAUGGAAUGAUAUCACCUAUCUAUUACUAUGUUACGAGUCCGAUUUGUGUAAUCUUUAUACGGCAACGCGAAAAGACAUGUUGCGAUUCCGCCACACUAUCGGACACAGAGGGACUCCCGUGGAUGCUAAAUUUUUCAUACAGGAUGAUCAACUCCAUCUAGUCAUCGCCAAUUAUGCUGGCAAAUUUUCUGUGCCAUCCAUUAUCUAUCGAUGGAGCGGUACGUACAUGGAUGUAGUCAACGAGGUGAUGACAAUCGGUGUGAUAUCGGUCACUGCAUUCGAGCAACGACGAUCGAUGAUUAUCUUGUUCGCACAGUACGAUACCGAGAAUCCGCGGGUCGGUUCUGAAGUGUACGAGUUCAAAGGCGGUGACAUCGCGAGGAUACAAUUUUUGUCCACCUCGCGACCGGUUUCGAUGCAUCACUAUGUCCACAGCGACUUCAAUUUCGUCUUAAUGAUAAACGAGUUGGGGCCAAGCAAUGUUCUCUGCUGGGAUGGACAAGAGUUGUUGGAUUGGUUUAAUCUUUCCGAGAUUGAUCCACAUAGCUUGAUGAGUAUCUUCCACGUAGACGGCGAUACUUUUAUAGUUGUAGCACAUGAUAAUAUCAUCCAGUUAUAUAAAUUUCAUAGCACAUCCGAUUGGAAAAUUGAAAACAUUAAACAAUUCAAGGAUAAUCAAACGAUAAUUGAUAUGGUGAUAUCGAUGAAUAAUUAUACGGUGACUGUAAUAUUGGUUAUUGAGGAAAAAAAUGUAUAUUGGGUGGAACAGUGGCAAGCUGAAAUGGCUUCUGUACCAAGCGAAAACAAUGUAAAAGAUGCUGAUGAAACAAGGAAGUGCUUGUCGAAUCUGAUCGAAACAUUGCAAGCAAGAAUGCCGGCUAUAAAGGAAGCCAAAGAUUCUUGGAAAUUUCUCUUAUCGUCCGCGAAAAAUUUGACGAUCUCGGAGCCAAUAAAGUUCGAUAAUUUGAAUUUGCAAUCCGGCACAGUGGAGAACAUUGAAGUUGUGACUAAGGAAAACAUUUUACCGCCUCAUCAAAUUGAAAAAUCUUUGGACGGACUUAAUCGCAGUAUCCAUGAUGUCAUAAUGCCAAAACUGUCAAAGAAGAAAGAAAUGAGCACAAUUGCAUUAGAAACAUCGAAAGACUCGAUCGUGAUCGACGAUGCAUAUCUAGAAGAGUUGGAAAUCGAUCAAGUGAACGUGGAUAUCAUAAACGACAUGGAGAUACAAUCAGAGAAGAUAGUUCUCUCGGAACGCAAUGAAAACUUUACAUAUCCGUUGCGCUGGAAAAAUAUCAUUGUAGACGAACUUGAAGUUGAGUCUCUCUGUGGAGUGCCACCUCAAUAUUGGAUGUUACAAAAGGAUGAAGGAAUCAAAUUUGUUGCUGCAAAUAAUUCAAUUGAAUAUUUAAAUGACACUAUUAUAUUACACUCUGAUUUGACAGUACCAAAGUUAAAAAUUAAAAGCUUGAACGGGACAAUCGUUGAUCAAUUGAUUGAUAAUCUAUUCCGUAUUAACCAUAAUCAGACAAUUAAAGGUACAAUUACGUAUAAAAACUCGUUGAAUAUUAUGAAUUUUACGACACAGAUGUUGAACGGUAUUCCCGCUGAUAAACUUAUGACAACGACAACGAAUCAGACCUUUGAUGAUUUUUAUAUAAAAGUUUUGCAGAUUGACAAUUUAUUUGCUGAAACGAUUAAUGGAAUACCGGUUGAGGAAGCUGCGCGAAAGUCUCGCGAAAAUGUUAUUAAAGGUAAGUUAAAAUUGGCGAAUCUCCACGUCACCGAGAAUUUCAUGAUUGAUGUGAACACAUCUGUAAUGAAAAUGCCCAACGAACAGUUUCUUCAUAUCUAUGAAAACGUUAUGAUAUUCGGUGAUCUACAUCUUCGGAAUAUGAAAAUCGAAAACACAGCUACGCUCUUUAUAGAAGAUGUUCUAGUAAAUGUAAACAACAUGUUUAACAACUCCUGGACGAAAUCAAGCGAUCAAACGAUCACGGAAAAAAUUACUUUGAAAAGUGGAUUCACCAUCGACAGACUCAAUACAAAGUACCUCAACGGUUUUGCGGAAAAUGACUUUCUUUACACCACAAUGGAGGAGAUACCGAGCGAGUUCACCAAUCUACGUUUCGAAAAUCUUUAUGUCGAUGAAUUUUUUCCUGAAGAUGGUUCGAACGAUACUCUCUUUCAGGUUCUAUCCGAUCAAUUAAUUAUUCGGAAACAAUUGCAUCUACAAAGUCUUCAAGCGGAAGAUAUCAUUACUUUAGCUUUCAAUGGUAUCGACGUUGAUGAUAUCAUGAACGGAAUUGGAGCAAAUUUCUCAGGAACCACAAAACUUCCCGUCGUUCGAGCACGUCGUGUAUUCGUCGACAAUCUCGAUGUCUGCCUUCUCAAUGAUCGCAAGAUCAUUUUCGAAGACGGGCUUCGUAUCAAUGAUGAUCAUCAGAUAGCAACCUUGAAGGUACCGCAUUUCAACGUACAAAAGUUGGAAGUGGAAAGGUUGAAUGGAACCGAGCUGAAUCUUCUGAUGCAGUUGGAAAAUUCUGACUUGAGAAUCAUUAUUGAUGGAGACUUGAUGGUAGAGAACCUAACAAUCAGUCAAGUAGACGGACAAUCGAUUGAGAGUUUCUUAGAUGAACUGGGGCAAAGUGAUAUCUUGAUAACAACGAAGAAGAGCAUUGAAAACUUGAUCGUAGAAAACAUAACAUUGAAAUCUCUUCAUGGUCGAAAUUUCGAUGAGCUAUUUGCAAGUAUUCUCUCAAAAUCGAGGGAACAAACGAUACCAGGAUACUUUUCAGCCGAUGUUAUCACUUCCAAUAAUGUCACAAUAGAUUUCAUCAACAAGCAGAACACUUCACAGCUCAUGUGGGUGGAUGAACCUUUAACGAUUACGGGCAAUGUAACAUUCUCCGAUUUAUUUGUCGAAGGCGAUGUGAUUACUUCAAAGUUAAAUGGACGUAACGUGCGUGAGUUAUACGACAGUUUAUUAUAUAUUCCCGUGAAAAAUAUCGAUUUCCUUAAAGUGGACGAAAUUUAUUGGGAGACGCCUUUGACUAGUUCUACCUCUACAUCUUACUUGUUGAAGAACGCCGUGACUAAGACUGAAGAUCAAAAUAUCACGGGCAAAGUGACCUUUACGAAGGACGUUCGCGCGUGGGCAGUCACCGGUGCAUUCAACGAGAUUAAUGAAAUUGGACGUAUAAUAUCAGACGCCGUGAUCGACAACGGGGGAGAAAUCGAAAUCAAUGGAAAGAAAUUCUUUGAGGAUGAUUUCGUCGCGAACAAGUUGGUGGUGAACGGUGAUUUGGGCAUCGCCAAAGUCAACGACGUGGAUAUUCUCAAGUUUAACGAUUCGGUUGUUAGAAAAGAUCGUGAGGAAACGAUCAUCGGUCCGUUGACAUUCCUCAAGGAUGUGACAAUCGAGAAACUUCAAGCAAACGAUGCCGAUCUUAAUGCAUCCAUUAACGCUGCUGUACGUUCUGACGAUGUUAUGCCAGAUAACAUCUUCUUCGAGGAGCUUGUAGUAGUGAGCAAUGUACAUCUACAGAAUUUAAACAAUAUAGAUUUCGACAAGUUUGCAAACAAUCGUGUUACUCUCACCGGAAAUCACAAUAUCUCAUGCGAUUUGAAAUUUAAUGGUGUCGUUACAGUAACAGGUAAUGCGAAUGUAGCGAAAAUUAACGGAAUUCAUCCAUCCGAGUUUGUCCUCAAUAAUGCUCAUGAGAUGCAAAUGAUAUAUGGCACGAAAACUUUUGAAGAGGAUUUGAUAAUCGAAGGAAAUGUUACUGCACCGCGAGUCAACAAUGUUGAAAUAUUAAAGGAAUAUAAUAAUGGUGUACAAAACGAUGAGGAUGUCGAUAUUUUUGGAAAUCUCAUUUUUAAGUCGAACGUUCAGAUUCAAAGUAUGAAUGUUUCCGGUUUGGUGAAUGGUGUAAAUUUACAUUCCGCUAUCAGCGAUUCUCAAGAGAAGGUGAAUGAAACUCUUCAAAGCCUGGAGGAAAGCUGGAGGAUAAUCGAACAGAAUAUCCAGUAUAAUUCUCAAAUAUCUGAGACUUUGCGCAAUAUUUUCUUUUAUCUGGAAACGGAAGAGGAUCUAAGAAUACCCGGAACCAAUGUCAGCAAAAUUGACGUAGUGCACUUCAACGAAAACGCAGUCAGAUUAAACAUGCAUAGCGAACAACCUGGAAGAUUUUGUGGGCUACCAGACAAUUGUUCGUGUACAUAUCAAUCUGUAGUAGAAAUCGUUGAUAGAAAUGUACGAAAAUGGCAAGUCAAUCCUGGAGAAAUCGUAAAGAAUUUUCACGAUCCGAGUAGUAUUUUCGAUGUUAAUAUAAUAACAAAUGCCGUUUCGAGCAGUGAAAAAUGCAUCUCGUCGAGAACCAAGGAAGAAUUCACUACGAUUUCCUUGAUAAGGUCUGAAGAUUCUAAAGAGAUUCAAGAAGAUGUUUUCGAUCAGAUAGAGGGAUAUUUGAAAGAUGCCAGUAUUUUUAAACACGAUGAUAAUGUGUAUAUAGUUUUGGCGAUUUACUAUGAUAAAGCACACGCGACACAUCGUACAAACUCCUUGCUUUAUAGAAUACAUAUGACAACGAAAAAUGCAACAUUAGUUCAAGAAAUUCCUACGGACGGUGCCUGGUCUAUUCAAAUUUUCAAAAUCAAUCAUCACGAGGUGUUUCUUCUUAUCGGCUGUUUUAGCAAGUCUUCGGAAUCUUCUUUAUAUAGAUUCAAUCCAUUAACACAAAAGUUUGAACAACUGAAAAUAUUCGCAAGCAGAAGUCGUUACGUAAAGAGUUUAGCGCAAGGAAAUGAUUAUUUUAUCUUGCUUGAUAAUCCUGAUACAAACGCCGUGAAUAUUUACAAAUAUGAUCCUACAUCUCGGAACUUUUACCACUAUCAAAACAUUUUUCAUGUUCAUCGAAUUAAUGGUAUCGAAUGCUUCUACACUGAUGAUUUUGGCAAUAGUGAUGUGUUUGUGAUUAUCACAACGCAAGGUGGUCGAUUUUACAUGUACGAAUAUAUGUUUGCUGGGAAAUUCCAGAUGAAGUUACAACACACUGUGGAUGGCUUACGAACGAUAAUGCCGUUUUACCAUAUGAAUCGGCAUUACAUCUUGAUUGGUACAGAUGAUAACAAUAUAAUCUUCCGAAUUGUGAAACAGGGUCCACAUUAAUCCUACAAAAAAAUCAUCGGUAUGAAUUUGAUGUAUAUGCGCACGUAUAUAUACUUAUGAUUACUUAUAUAUUCCGACAUUAUUAAAAAUUGAUACAAGUAUUUAUUACGUUCAAUCGUUAAUCGACUAUAAGGAGGAUAUAAAGAAGAUAUAAAACAU
Messenger RNA from Camponotus floridanus (Florida carpenter ant), 5813 nucleotides. RefSeq lists its product as uncharacterized. The record is from RefSeq and is a predicted model, not a curated record. Lineage: Eukaryota; Metazoa; Arthropoda; Insecta; Hymenoptera; Formicidae. Gene Ontology annotation, molecular function: heparin binding. The transcript is spliced from 19 exons. The coding region runs from base 111 to 5654 and encodes 1847 amino acids. Gene Ontology annotation, cellular component: cell surface.